AUGACUGGUUUUGUGCUCCAGGCUCCAACUGUGACUGACUGCAUUAGCACUGAUUUUGCAGAAUAUAAUGUCGAUGGCGGUAAAGAGGAUCUGUUUGAUAUCAAUGAAGAGGCUGCUCUUGAUCUUUUUGAGGGAGAUAUUGUAUAUGAUGAGAAUCUGGGGAGAAAUUCUAUAAUUGGUGAUGAAUACAGAUGGCCAAAAGUGAUUCCUUAUUACCUUGAGGAUGAUUUGGAUAUUAAUGCCAAAGGCGUGAUCCUGAAGGCCUUUGAACAGUAUCGACUGAAGUCAUGCAUCGACUACAAACCCUGGAGUGGAGAAGAAAACUACAUCUCUGUAUUUAAAGGCAACGGCUGCUUCUCAUCAGUGGGGAACCGGCGUGUUGGCAAACAGCGGCUGUCCAUCGGCAGUGGAUGUGAUCGUAUCGCAACCAUCGAGCAUGAGUUUCUCCACGCGUUAGGCUUCUGGCACGAGCAGUCGCGCUCCGACCGGGACGACUACGUCUCCAUCAUCUGGGACCGCAUUACUGAAGGCAAGGAGCAUAACUUCAACAAAUACAACGACAGCACAUCCAGUGCCCUGAACGUUCCCUACGACUACGGAUCCAUGAUGCAUUACAGCAAGAAAGCCUUUCAGAACGGCUCCGAGCCCACCAUCGUCACCAGGAUCCCGGCCUUCAGCGAUGUGAUCGGCCAGCGCAUGGAGUUCAGCGACAGCGACCUGCUCAAACUCAACCGACUCUACAAAUGCUCCAGCUCCUCCACAUUUCUGGACUCCUGUGACUUUGAGUCGGAGAACAUCUGUGGAAUGAUCCAAAGCCGUGAAAAUGAAGAUAAUGCAAAUUGGCAGCGUGUUUCCAGAGCCGCAGGUGGACCAGACACAGACUACACCAACAUGGGACGCUGUGACGGAAAGGGUUACUUCAUGCACUUCAGCACUGCGGGCGGGCCGGAGGGGAACAGGGCUCUGCUGGAGAGCAGGGUUCUUUAUCCCAGACGGGGAUUCCAGUGUCUGCAGAUCUUCCUCUAUAACAACGGCCACGCUAAUGACCGGCUGAGGAUCUGGACUCGAGAGUACGACACGGCAAACCCCGACGGGACCCUGCGGCUCAUUCACGAGGUUAAAGCUCCUCUUGGUGACCAGUGGCAGCUCCAUCACGUCAGCCUGAACGUCUCCAGAAAGUUCCGAGUGGUUUUUGAAGGAAUCAAAGGGAGCGGGAACGCCGGGGGACUCUCACUGGACGACAUCAACCUCUCAGAGACCAGCUGUCCUGAACACGUGUGGAGGAUCGAGGACUUCAGGAGCGUCCUGGAGAACACGCCGAUGGACGCCGCCAUUUACAGCCCACGCUUCACGUCUAGAGACGGCUACAGCUUCCAGAUGGGCCUGUAUCCCAACGGAACAGCCGGAUCCCCGGGAGAGCUGGGAGCGUAUGCGCACCUGACAUCCGGAGCCGGAGCGGUGGAGGACGGUGUGGUCUGGCCCGCGCGCUGGAAGCAGAUGACCAUGAUGCUGAUGGACCAGAACGCAGACAUUCGCAGACGCAUGAACAACCAGAGGAGCGUCACCACAGACCCCAGCAUGACUGUGGAAGGGACUGGAGAUUUCUUCUGGGACGAUCCGCGUAAAGUAGGUGUGAAGGUGACAGAAGGCGGUGGGACGGAGUAUUUCCGUGGUCCUGGCGCUGGAACGCCGGUUUUCCUGACGCAGGCCAGAGCGCUGAGCCGAGACUUCCUCAAGAGCGGAGACGCAAUCUUCCUCCUCACUAUGGAGGAUAUCUCUCAUCUGGUAGUUUCACAGCCCUUGCCUUCCACAACCACAAAUCCACCAAACUCAGCUUCCUCUGUAACACCAGACCCAGACAGCAGCAGCAUGACCCCUGUGACCCCUGUGAACCCUGUGACCUCCAGCGCUGCGCCUCCUGACCCGUGUGUGUCCGUACGGUGUGAGAAUGACGGUGUGUGUGUGCUGGACGACGCGGGACACGCCGUGUGCAGGUGUGUGGUGGGACAGGACUGGUGGCAUUACGGCGACAGGUGCCAGUUUAAGAGCUCUGCUCAGAGCAGCGUGCUGACGGCGGUGCUGGCGUCUGUGGCUGUGUUUGUGCUCAUGCUGAUGGUGACGGUGGUCAGUGUGAUCUGUGUGAAGAAGCAGCAGAGGAAAGUGCAGCGUGAAGGAGAGGGAAUCACCAUGAAUAACAUGCACUCGUUCGCAUGAAGAUCUGAACUUUCCUCUAAUGUACAUUAUGACUCAUUAAAAACA
This is a messenger RNA of Sinocyclocheilus anshuiensis, 2259 nucleotides long. RefSeq names its product meprin A subunit beta b (gene mep1bb). The record is from RefSeq and is a predicted model, not a curated record. Lineage: Eukaryota; Metazoa; Chordata; Actinopteri; Cypriniformes; Cyprinidae. Gene Ontology annotation, cellular component: membrane. The transcript is spliced from 13 exons. Gene Ontology annotation, biological process: proteolysis. The coding region runs from base 1 to 2214 and encodes 737 amino acids. Gene Ontology annotation, molecular function: metalloendopeptidase activity; protein binding; zinc ion binding.